GGAGUCAGCCCGGGUGAGCCAAACAAGAUCCGUUUGACGUAGAUAAAACGAAUUAGUCUCAUGUAACCGGUGCCGUAGAUACGUUUGUGGGGAGCUGAUGCGCAUUAGCGUAGUGCGUAUUUGGAACGGAUCGCUCAUGUAACCCCGGUAAUUGAUCGGACCCUGCCACUGGUUCGUGCUCAGGCUGCCUUAGCGGGUAGACCUGCUCGACCAGACGCCCCCACUGGUGGGCGAGUGCUCGGUUCCGACUUUCACCGCCGGUCCAACAGCGUUCUGCUGGUUCCCGCCGAUCCGGUUACGACACCGCAAGUGCCGUACCGACUCGGGCGUCCCAGGUGGGCGUAACGGUUACCACACCAGUUCGCGACCCCCAGGCUCUGUCAGCCGUCGUACGGCUCUCGGACGGACACUCUAAUAGAUCAGCCACAGAUCAAUAGGUUGUUACAGACCGUCCGUCCAGCCAAGCGCUACCCACAGCGCAGUACGACACCUUUGCUUUUGGUAGCAUGGCAUACUAAACAAAAGUCGGUACGGUGGUACUGGUUAGGGAUGAAAGCGGAAGCGGAAAAGGCGAUAGAGACGAUAAAAUUUGUACUUACGGAUUGCGCGAUUUGCGAAAUCAUUUGGCGCCAUUUUGGGUCCUGAAAACGAUUGCGCGGUUUCGUUGACGCGGCGUACCUCGACCUGUUUCCCUUGCGCGAGUUUUUAGUAUUAGGGACUUUGAAUGGUCACGGCUUGCAAGUUUGCUUAAUUGCUCAUUCAACAUACCAGCUGGAGAUCUGUAGCGUUGCGUUGGGUUCAUGACUCGUUGCAAAACAAUAUGAGCAAGGCCAUUGGGAAAACGUCCGGACUCCGGCAUGGGACGUCCUCGUCCUGGAAUGAAAUGGAUGACUUGCUGUUUGAUGAUUCAGUUCUUCAGGAAAGUGAAGUACCGCUUCAGGCUCAUGGCCGCUAUCUAAAUAAUAGAAGAGGCAACUCUAAACCAGGCAAAUGUCACAAGCCAAGGGCAAUGAAAGGAAAAGCUGGUGCUCAUCGGAAGAACAUGGUCAGGCCUAGUGACCAUCAUGUUGCAGCUCCUGCAGCAACAUUAGAACUGGAGUUGCAAGGGGCAUUCGAUCAAGAACAACAUCAGCCAUCUUCCGGUGAUCAACAUAAUCCAGAAGGGCAGUCAUGGAGUGCCAGACAGGCUGUGGAAACUGACAAUUGGGACAACAUAAGAAGUGCAGUCUUCCAGGAUGUCGUAGCUGCCCGCACAGUGCCAGCAACAGGGUCGGUAUGCUCAAGCUGUGGCUACCACGCCAGUGUUGUUUGCGACAACUGUCCAGUGGCUGCGUUGUGCCUGAAGUGUGAUGUGCAGCGUCACACGUCUCAGCCGUUUCAUCGUCGACGGCACUGGGUUCGUGGGUUCCUGGAACCCUUGUCGCCUGGUGUCUCUGUCUCGGCUACAGGAGAAUUCAUUGACUUUGCUCCCGUCUUGCCGCUGUACAGAUCCAAGAAGGUUUGCCGAACUUGCAAAGCUGAUUGCGAAAUGCAGGCUUCCUCCGCGAUGGUGAUUGUCAUCACCUUGCAAGGCCGCUUUGACCUGCAUGUCCCGGUCUGGUUGUGUGCGACAUGCGGGAUAACGACAGAAGUCAGUCACAUCGACUUAGUUCGCUGCGGUUUCUACAGAGCGUCUCCGGUCAGGCUGUCAACAGUCAUUCAUGAAGAUGUAUUCAUCAUGUGGCAAAAGCUGAGGUCGCGUUCUCCUGGAACGUCACUAACGGCCUACAUUUCGUCGCUCGAGGAGCUCGGGAAGACCUAUGGCUGUGAUAGACCAGUAGACUUCGAACGCCUGGAGAAGGCGUUUACGGAAUGGACCUGCAUACAGUUCGAACUUCAAGGCCUUCAAGGUUCGGACUUCAUGGCUUGCGAGGCGUGCGGUGCUGAACCUCGUUGUGUUCAUCUAGACGGCAAUGCCAAGGUCUACCGGUAUCGUUCGUCCGGAAGCAGUGAGAUGGAAUCUGCAUACCAUGUUGGAACAUUCAUCGAAGACAGAGAUGCCGUCAACGCCCAUGUCGACAAGAUGAAGAGCGUGACCAAGACAAGCAACCGGUGCGGGCUCUCCACUUGGACUGCUGGGAGAAAUGACGCGGAAGCACUGCCAUCCAAGCGGUCCCAAGAUGAGACUGGGUUGGUUACAGCCACAUGCCGUCACAGUGUCAUCCUGGGUGGUGUAAAUAUGUACAGAGGAGAAUCAUUUGCAUAUAGUCACUUUCUCCACCAAGAACGCUUCCCUCAUGUCCAGUACUUUGCGAGUGACAUUGUAUGCAAAUACUGGCCUUGGGCGCAGCGUGUUUCGAGAAGAUGGCCAGAAUACAGCACCGGCGACUCCAUGCCCUUCCUCAGCGUGAUGCAUGCUACUGGACAUGCGUAUUACUGCCAGAUCACGUUCGGCGGCUUCUGGCGGGAUGGUUCUGGGUGGUCUAUUAUGGAAACCACCGAGAUUGCCAACGCCUUCCUCAGCCGGGCCGCAAAUACGACCAAAUACAUGACGGCUGCACAACGCAACGACGCGCUUACUGGUAUGGUCCUCAAGUACAAUGAGGAAAAGCACGAGCGCAUGCCCAGACUUCUGGUCAGUAGGCUGCAAGAUGCCGAGAAAAGGAUCCCUGAGCUUCAGUGCACGCUAACCUCGCUGCUCGAUGAGCAUGGUGUCUCCCAGGACCGGAUAGCUGCUCUGGUGGAAGACCUGAGAAAUCUGGCUCGGGCGCUAAGCAGCCGCGACGUGCAGUCCGACGGCCGGAACCUGGAAAACGCCAUCGAGAUGACCAGCGACAGCCUGCGGGUCCGUCUCGCGGCGGUCACCAACGUGGCCAGCUCGGCCAAGCAGAGAAGGCGCUGCCGAAGACUCGCGACAACAGACAAGGCCAGGCUCGCGAAGCUGCUGAAGCGCUACGAGCGCGAAACUGGCGAAAAUGUUGCGAUGGCUGAUGCUGUGGAAGGGGUCUUCCCAUGGCAUGUCCAGCCCACUGAAAGUGGUGGGCUGACCCUGUCAGUGAAGCGCGCCAUCUGCGACACCCACAUGCGGCUGCAGCGAUCGCUGGAAGAGCUGGGGAUCGUAAGGGAGGAAAUGGAGCGCCUGCUGAAUCACUCGAGAACUGCAAUCGCCCAGCUCAUCCACACCCUCAAGGUUGUGGAAGAGCAGCUGGAUCGCGAUCAAGCAGAAAGGACAUCUCUCAUACACCUGACUGCGACGAGCAACCGGUAUUGCAUCCAGGAGGAAUCGGAGGCUACACUCCGUGGUCUCCGGGCUCUGAUGUGCCAGGCGAUUGCUGAGCGGCAGACGUACCUGGACAUUGCGCAAUCCUUGCUGCAGCAGUAUUUGCCAGGACGAGAUGAGCGCCCACUGUGACGAGGACGAGGAGCAGAAGGCCGAGUGCAGCGUCUGAUCGGCCUGUAAACCGCCUUAUGGAGAUAUUCCAGAGGAAGGUGGAAACAUCGCAACACAGUGCGGACCGUAUCAUCCAGCUACCGUUCGGGAUGCUGCCACUGGCUGCUGUUCGCAUGCUGCCCCCGUCUAGUGUGGAUUAAUACAGUUUUGCGCUGAGACA
Molecule: messenger RNA, 3590 nt
Organism: Amphibalanus amphitrite
Lineage: Eukaryota; Metazoa; Arthropoda; Thecostraca; Balanomorpha; Balanidae
Exons: 12
Coding region: 821-3391 (856 amino acids)
Source: RefSeq, a predicted model, not a curated record